GCCGGCGUGCGGGCGUGAGCGGGGCGCCCCGGCGUGUGGUGGCCGGCCGCGGUACGGAGAGCGCGUGCACUCGAGUGACCACUGAGAGGACUGCCGAUGGUAAUGGCGAUGAGCUGCUGGCAGCGACUCGCGAGGGGCCCGUUGAACGAGCGUCCCGUUUAGAGGAAAGUCGUGGUUGUGAACGCGGGCAACGUAUCAGAUGACGAUGACCUGCGAGAUCCCGGUGUGGGUGAACGGCGUGGAGAAGUGGGUGACGGGCGUGGGCCGGCGCACCACCUGCGCCGACCUGGUGCGCGCCCUGCUCACCACUGAGCUCGGCGCCGAGCCGCCCUCCGAGGCCGAGCUGCGCGCGCACGGCCUGGUCGAGCGCUGGCGCCAGGUGGAGCGGCCACUGGACGCCGGCGCGCGCAUCCAGAAGGUGUGGCGCACCUGGGGUCAGGACACGGCCGACGUGCGCUUCACGCUCAAGCGGCUCAGCCCGCUGACGCCGAAGGAGGUGAAGACGCCGCGGCGGCGGCACUCGCGCCACCGCUGGCGCAGCUCCAGCAGCCUGGAGGCGGUGCACCCCCGCAAGCUGGCGCCGAAGGCCGACGCCGAGGGUGCGGCGCGCCCCGACGUGGUCGAGCGGCUCAUGCAGACGAUCCUGGUGCAGGGCGAGACGAUCGCGGCACAGCUGCGCCGGCUGCACGAGCGCGAGGACCUGAUCGGCUACUACGAGCACAAGAUGCACCGCAUGAGGGAGGACCGGCUCGGCUCCGACUACCUGCUCCGCACGUACCUCCGCGACGGCGAGCCGGCCGAGGCGGAGAAGGCGAGUCACGACAGCGGUGUGGGCGCCGAGCUGACGGCCGAGAUCGAACAGAACGAACGCUCACUUAUCGAGUGCGAGCGCGCGCUCGAGGACAAGCGCCGCUUCGUGCGCUACCUCGAGUACGAGCUGGAUGAGGCGGACGCGGACGAGCAACGACUGUUGGCGGACGAACAGCGGAUGCUAGAGGACGAGCGCCUCAGCUCGUUACACAGCAGCAGCGACGAGGCGGCGGCCGGCUACGUGCUGGACACGCUCGUGUAG
This is a messenger RNA of Pollicipes pollicipes, 1072 nucleotides long. Its product is annotated as ras association domain-containing protein 9. The record is from RefSeq and is a predicted model, not a curated record. The transcript is spliced from 4 exons. NCBI's taxonomy places the organism in Eukaryota, Metazoa, Arthropoda, Thecostraca, Pollicipedomorpha, Pollicipedidae. Bases 200 to 1072 code for a protein of 290 amino acids.